This is a messenger RNA of Vicugna pacos (alpaca), 4785 nucleotides long. RefSeq names its product sterile alpha motif domain containing 7 (gene SAMD7). Gene Ontology annotation, biological process: negative regulation of DNA-templated transcription. Gene Ontology annotation, molecular function: chromatin binding; histone binding. Lineage: Eukaryota; Metazoa; Chordata; Mammalia; Artiodactyla; Camelidae. Gene Ontology annotation, cellular component: nucleus. The record is from RefSeq and is a predicted model, not a curated record.
GAAUUCAAACAGUUUACAAAAAGUAAAGUUAUCUGCUGACACAUCUAUCUGAUUUUUUUUUUAGAACUUCAUCAGUGGCGAGAGAUACUGAUGAUAAAUCCAAUGAUGGCUGUGAACCCUUUAUUGACAGCAUCAGGGCAGCAGAGGAUCCCACUGGUUCCUUCACCAUUUGAACCUCCAAGUGUGGAUAGAGAUUUAUUGCCUCCCACUGUAGCUCCAACUGACCCAAGGCAGUUUUGUAUUCCUUCCCAAUUUGGAUCCUCUGCUCUACCAAAUGCAAAUGUGCCGAACAUGCUGUCCAGUCACGUCUACUCAGGUUGGGGCAUUUUGCCACCAGAAUCCAUAAAGGCAAUGGCUAGAAGGAAUGAAAUGAUUCAAAGGCAGCAUACUGCCAGGAUGGAAAUGGAAAUGCAUGCCAUUUACCAGCAAAGGAGAAUAGAGAAAGUUAAUUCCAAGAGACUAGCAGGCCUAGGGAUGCCAUUCCUCUAUGGCCCCAGUACCCCAGCUGGCCCAGCCACCUACCAUGGCAGGGGCGUGCUCCCUGCCGGGGACCUGCAUUUUCACAGAAGCACCCUGAGAAACCUUCAGGGAAACCCCAUGGUAGUGGCAACUAGUCCACGCUUUCUAGAGAACUGGGGGCAGAAAUGUCGUCGUCUCAGGAGAGGUACAGGGAGCCAGAAGAUUCUAGACAGUGAUACCGAGAAUUCCAAAAGUCAAGUAGAAGAAAAACCCGUAGGCCAGACUCACACAGUUCCCUAUGAAGAGGACGACUAUGCAAAAGACCCAGAAACGGACCCUCUCAGCAAUCAGAAGUUGGGUGAAGCCGUUGAAAAGCCAGCUACAGCUCUUGCCAACACCUGUGGAGAGCUGGAGCCCGGCCACAGAAAGCACUGGGGAGCUCAUGGCGCUCCCCUGGAAGAAAAGGCCUGGGCUGAUGGGAAAGAGAAGCCUUCAGAGCAGGUGUUUGCAGCCUGUGUUGAAAAGAAUGGGGUUUCCCCUCCAGUUCCUCGACCAUCUCUCCCAGGAACACAUGUGCUGCUUACAAUCAAGGAAGAUCUAUCUUUGGAUGAAGAUAUUCAGAAAUGGACCGUGAAUGAUGUAUACAACUUCAUCAGUGGCCUUCCAGGUUGCUCAGACUAUGCUCAGGUAUUUAAAGAUCAUGCAAUUGAUGGAGAAACUUUGCCAUUACUCACAGAGGAGCACCUUCGAAGUACUAUGGGAUUAAAGUUAGGGCCAGCACUAAAGAUCCAAUCACAGGUAUCUCAGCAUAUGGAAAGUAUGUUCUAUAAGAAAAGCCUUUCACUUCCUACCCACACAAAAGAGGCAUUCAAUCAACCGGCAGAUACAUCCCCACUUUUGGAUCUUAAUUCCUGGAAUGAUACACUGGACAUUCCUUGUUCCCAGGAUAUGAUUAUUCCUAGAGGAACUGAGCAAGAUAGUAUGAGAAAUUAAAACCCCCAAGGAGCAAGGACAGUGUUAAUCAGUUUUCCAAAAAGUCUAGGAUAUUCUGAAGGGUGUGUGAGGGUUUCCUAAGACCAGAGGGAGGCUGAGAGGGAGAGAAAGCCCACCCUCCUGAGCUGUCCUAGAGGCAGCUUUGCCCAGGUUUCCUGAAGUGACCUCAGUGCAAAGUGGCUGGAGACGUAUCCUUGGAAGUAAAUGCUAAAUGAAGAGGAGCAUUUGCAAACAUCAAGGAAGCUACAGUUGGAUGUUUCCAUGAGGAAAUCUGUGCAGAAGCCAAAAGAGCCAAGACUGGAAAAAAAGAGCUCCUUGCUUCUCCUCACUCUGUUCCCAUCUCUCAACCAAGGGAGAAACAAAGGCAACCCAGCGGAGCCGGAAGGAGGCAGAGGAGAAGGUGGAGAAGGACAAAACAGAGAAACAGAGGAGCUGGCCCCAAGGCCCCCACUUUUCUCAUUGCAGGCUUCCAGCCUGAAGGAGGCCCGUGCUAGGAGGAGACAGAAGCUUUAAAAACCUUAAAGUUCGCAGUUUGAUUGUUACUCAACAUUCUCCUUCUGAUACGAAACCGUGUUGUGACUAAAAACAACUGGAGGACUUCUUAUCUGAAAGGAAGGUGAAAAGGCACAGUAACCUUCCUCUCCCUGGGGCAGGGGCAGAGUAUCUCCACAGUCAGGUUUGAACUGGCAGGAUGGAGGGGACACGGUGGUGACUGCUUUCUGCUCAUACCCUGUUUGAACUUCACAUUUAACAGAACGCCUCGGAAAGGAUCCACAGGAAACUGAUAAGAGUUUGCUCAAGGAGGGGACUGGGUGACAGGGGUGUGAGGGAGACUUCUUCCUAUAUACCCUCUGGUACAUUUUUAACUUUUAACAAUGAGAAUGUAUUUUCUAUUUUUAAAAUUUACAUUUAAAAUAAACUGUAGUAAGCAGCCUCUAAGAUGGCCACCAGUGACGCCCCUGCUUCCUGGUGUUCAUACCCUGUGAAAUCUCCCCUUUGGGAUGGGCUGGACUGAGGACUCCUUUCUGAUGGAUGGUAUGGAAGACAAGACGGGAUGUCACUUCUGUGGUUUCUGUCUUGAGUGCUUGCUCUCUCUGUCUUUGGAUUACUCGCUCUGGAGGAAGCCAGUUUCUAUGUCUCCAGGCAGCCCUGUGGAGAGGCCCACAUGAUUGAACUUGGAAAUGGAUCUACUGAGGCUGCCAAAAGCCACAUGAGGGAACUGGAAGGUGGCUCCUCCCCAAGUCAGGCCCUGAGAUGACUCUCCAGCUCCUGCUCACAGCUUGAUGGCAGCCUCCGCGGGCCACCCUGAGUCCGAGGCCCUCAGCUAAGCCCCUCCUGGAUUCCUGACCCACAGAAACUGAGAUAAUAAGUAUGUACUAUUUCUAGCCACUAAUGGGAUAAUUUGUCUCUUAGCAAUAGAUACCUAAAACAAAAAAUUGCAUGGAUAAACAUAUAGCAUGCUUCCCACAUUCACUUUUUGAUCUGAAAAGUGGACUUUUGAAGUCAUUUCCUCACAAGCCAUGCUAAUUUCAUUGAUGUUUGCUUUCUUUCAUUUUUAAUAUGAAAACAACAGAGUUUUUCUGACAUAAAAUUAUACUAUCAAAUGGUCCCUUUGAGGGGAGAGAAGGGAAGAAAGAGAAAGGAAAAGGAGGGACGGAGUAGGAGAGAGAGGCUUGGGGAGAGAAAUGAUCCCUUCAGAUUUCAGAAGUUUAAGAAUUGUUUUGUCACAUGACCUUUCACCUUCUAUAAUUCCCAGCGUAUAGACGUUUCACAAGGUGCCAAAUGUGAGUUACAGAUGUUAUGCUGGGGGAUAAAAAGAAAGCCUAAUUGAUACUUUUAGUGGCAAAGAGAUCAUGUGGUUCAAUCCAUACAAAGGCUUUUGAAUUUCUUAUCCCUGCUAAAGGAGUCAAUUGAAUUGGUAACGGAUUCACUUGAACAGAUGUGUCUCAGUGUGGUUUUAAAGAAAGUGUUCUGAUAUGCCAUCCCGGCAUGUACUAUCACCAAAAAAAAAAAAAAGCACUGUGCUUAAUUGUAGAACAAUGCAUUAAUUAAACAAAGCAAAACAAAACAAAAAUACAUAAAGGAGGCUCUCCCCAGCCCUCAGAACUCUUCUUUGGAAGAAAAGGAGAUUGAAAUUGCUUAUCUGUACUAAGAUUGUCUUUUCCCAGAUUCACAACUCUAGGAUACCUUUUAAAAAAUGACUCCCUUUUCUAAUAAAAAUUAUCUUCAAAGGUGAAAAUUUUGCUCACAUUAUCAUAUAGAAAUAGUUUUCCACUUUUCUGCAAAUGCAACUUUAGUCUUGAGCACACUCUGCAUCCUUUGUGAGAGUAAAACAAAGAACAGCAGCAAAGACAAAAAAAUUCUUAUGUUUGAAAACCAAUCACAAUAAGAAUGUAUUUGCUAAAUAGGGUUUUCUGAUUUAUGAGACAUUCUGUUUAGACAGACUGAAUAAACAUUCACAUGGUGGAGUACUAUGCAGCUGUUCCUCUAGCAAAGUAUUUCAGCUAUUAAAAAGCAAUGAUAGAAUUCAAACAUCACCAUUUUGCACCCCUAAAAACUAAAGGAUCUAAACAAUGAUCAUAAAUGACUGUUAACACCACAAAAAGAGAAACAACCAGACAUUCCUCCUUAUGGAAGCCCAUGAAACAAUUAAAAAAAUAGCAAAAUCCAAACUGUGGGAAACCAGAUAGUAGAAAUGACCCGAUUUUCUCCAACAAAUAAAUUGCAAUGAAAAACAGAGAAAGGGAAAAGGAAAGCCAAUAGAUUAAAAGAUACUAAAGAUUCAAAUCACCCAGAUGUAAAAGCUUUAGAAACAGAUGUUGAUGGUGGCAAAGCAUUGUGAAUAUAAUUAAUGCCACUAAAUUGCACACUUAAAAAUGGUUAAAAUCACAAAGUUUAUGUUAUAUAUAUGUAUAUACAUAUUCUCCCACAAUAAAAAAUUUUAAAGAUCCAUAUCACCCAGUACAAUUAAUUGGGUGCAUAUUGAAUACACUGUAAAAAAGAAUUGGAGAAAUUUGAACACAAUUGGGGAUAUUCAGUGCUAUUAAAGAAUUACUCUCUGUUUUUUAGAUGUGAUAAUAGUGACAUUUUUAUUAGUGGUAAGAACAUUUAACAUGAAAUCUUUCCUCUUAACAAAAUUCUAAGUGCGCAAUGUGAUAUUGUUAAGGUACGAUGCUGUGCAGCGGGUCUCUAGAACUUACCUAAGUUUUUUAAAAUUUCUUGUCUCUUAGAAAUCUAUAUUGAAAUAUAUACAGACAAAAAUAAUAUAUAUUGGAUCUGGGAUUUGAUUUUGCCUUACCUACAAUCUAAUAAAUUAUCCACUUACUAUUUUAU